Molecule: messenger RNA, 1344 nt
Organism: Candidozyma auris
Lineage: Eukaryota; Fungi; Ascomycota; Pichiomycetes; Serinales; Metschnikowiaceae
Exons: 1
Coding region: 1-1344 (447 amino acids)
Source: RefSeq, a predicted model, not a curated record
AUGGACAAGUCUCGGCUGUAUUAUUCCAAUUCGCUUUUAAGUGCUUAUCUUGAUGGCAGCAAUGAAAACGUCUCCGACAAUGAGCCGUCAGAACAGGCAGAGCAUCACGUGCCGAGAGUCCCAGAAAUCUCUGUGGUGGCUCCUCAGGAGGCAAUGUCCAACAAAGACGCCGGUGCUACAUUGAAUCCACUAAAGCUGACCCUGUCUCGUCCAGAGUCUUAUCGAUCACAAGCAUCUAGUUGCAAUUCGUUGUAUUCGUCUCUUUCCAACUUUUCCGACGAUACUGACCUUGAGAGUGUGAAGCUCAAGUUGCAGCAUUGUUCUCUUGAAAAACCCCGUGGAAACUUGCACAAGCUUCGGCAGUUUUUCAAGCGAAAUGGGAAGGUUGGCACUUCCGAGCCUGAAGAUGACAACGCUUUGUUUCUUCGCCACGUGCAUAUGUACUGGAAUACCAAAUUCUACCACUACGGCAAGAAUGAGACGCUAGAUGUGAAUUGGUCUGAGUCUUGUGAAGUGUUUCUCUUUGGCGACACGCUUCAAGCGAUCCUACCGAAUGAAGGAGACUUGCUACGUUUCAUUUCAGAGAGCGAGUAUGAGUUGGGGGAAGUCAAAUUUUCAAAUUUAAGGCGUUAUCAUGCUUCUGAGCUGGUCAUUCCGGAGGCACUUUUGCAAGACGUUCUUCCUGUGAUCAAUGAUUUCAACCACAUUCUUGAUCUCUACGCAGAGUCAAAGGCUAAUGCCCAAAAGCCUGAGCUCUACGAGAAGCUCAUUCGUGAUGCCAACCGGUCAUCAGGACUUUGCGUGCCUUUGGCUACUGCCAUGUUUGGAAACUGGCUACUUUCAUACAAAAAGAGUGAUGAGGGAACGAGCAAUUACGACAACGUGCUUAUCAUGAACUACUUUCGAAAAGCUGCUCGCUUGUCCGUAGCGCUUCGCCAUUUGGCGCCGAAGCUCGAGGUUGCCGUGCCCAAUUUUGAACCUCUGGAACAGAUUCUUCUACGGCGUUUUCUCAAUAAAGAUACCGACAGUGCACUUGCGUUGAGUCUACACAAUCUUGGCGAAUAUUAUCACCACAUCGGAGACGAAGACACGGCGGUCACGCUCUGGGAGCUCAAUUGUCACCUCACUGGGGACCAGGAGAGCGCCAACUUGGCGAUUCUUGGCCUCACUGAUGGUUUUGGCUUGGGCAAUAGACUCAAAGAACGCAACCUGAUUGGCAAGAAGUCAAAGACCAAUAAGUUUAACACCAAGCGGCGCAUCGCCCACAUAUAUCGAAUUCUCAUGAAGCGGCCCGACUACGACGAGUACGGCGUUUCGUGGGCUACAAAAGAGAAAUACGACUGA